AAACUUGCACAGACAACCAUCCCAGCACUGCUUGCUUUCUCUCUACGAACUCUCCCCGACCUCGCUGGCAACAUGUUCGCCACGCGUUUUUCUGUCUUUUCUGUGCUUCUCCUCGCCGUUCCUACCGCCCUCGCCGCAAGCGCGACCGACUGGCGCGGAAGAGCUAUUUACCAGCUUUUAACAGACAGGUUCUCGCUGAGUACUAACCAAGCUACGUCUUGCAACACCACGCAGGCACUCUAUUGUAACGGGACAUGGAACGGGAUCACCAACCACUUGGAUUAUAUUCAAGGCAUGGGGUUCGACUCAAUUUGGAUCUCGCCCAUUGUGGCGAACGUUGAGCAGACGACGGCGUAUGGGCAGGCGUAUCAUGGGUACUGGGCUCAGGAUAUUACGAGUUUAAACCCCCACUUUGGGACGGCGGACGACCUGAAAGCGUUGAGCGCUGCACUACACAAACGCAAUAUGUAUUUGAUGGUUGACGUCGUUGUGAACCACUUCGUGAGCACAUCCAGCGUCGCCACAUCCAACAACGCAAACCUCGACUUUUCCAAACUCGUGCCCUUCUCAAAUUCAUCUGACUUCCACCCCUACUGCCUCAUAACCGACUACAACAACCAGACCAACGUCGAGCAGUGCUGGCUUGGCGACCAAUACCUGCCCCUCGUGGACUUGAACACCGAAAAUCCUAGCAUAGUUUCGACUAUGAAUAAUUGGAUCCAGGGGCUGGUGAAGAGUUAUGGGAUUGACGGGCUGCGCAUCGAUACUGCCAAACAUGUUCGCAAGGACUUCUGGCCGGCGUUCGCAAAGGCUGCGGGGGUGUUUACAAUGGGAGAGGUGUUGAUUGGGGAUGUGGGGUAUGCCGCCCCGUAUACGGAGGUAUUGGACAGUGUCCUCGACUACCCGAACUACUACACCCUCACAUCCGCAUUCGGCUCCCAAACUGGGAACUUUUCCGCACUAAUCAACACCGUCACGGCUUCCCAGAAAUCAUACUCUACGCCAUCCGUAGUCGGCUCUUUCUUGGAGAAUCAUGACAAUCCUAGGUUCCAGUCUAUCACUCAAGAUAUCUCGCUCGUUAAAAACGCCAUGACAUGGCCCUUUAUACAAGACGGAAUUCCUAUACUUUAUCAAGGACAAGAGCAGGGGUUCACGGGGGGUGCGAUGCCUGGUAAUCGAGAAGCCCUGUGGCCCACAGGAUUUGUUACAUCCAACAAGCCGUUAGUUACGCAUGUCACUACGCUCAACGCGGCGCGGAAAGCUGCUGCUGCUGCUAACAGCACGUUCCUUACCACGCCUCUAAAAUUUAUAAUCCAACAAGAUCCCUCCCUUCUCGCAGUCUCAAAACCACCCCUAGUAGCGCUCCUCAGCAACCUGGGCAGCAACUCCACCAAAUCAUCUACCUGGGUCGCCCCAGGAGUGGCGAGCGCGAACGAAGUCCUGGUAGACGUGUUAUCGUGUGCUGUCGUCAAGGCGGAUGGGAGUGGGGGCGUUAGCGUGCCUGUUGUUAAUGGGUUGCCUCAGGUUCUGAUACCCGCUUCGGCGCUGGCUAAGAAUGGCACUGUUUGUCCCUCUGUGGCGACGGGAUCCAGCAGUGGCACCUCGGGCGGGGGAAAGAAGAGUGGUGUGAUUUCGAUUCGGGGUGGAUUGGGGUUUGGAGGCAUGGAAGAUGGGUGGGUCGUGCGCAUGCUGGGUGUGGUUCUGGUGGGGUUUUUGGCUCAGGGUUGGUAGGGAUUUAGAGUGAGUGUUUAUUGGACUCCUUUGGACAUGAGUAGAUGUAGUUGCAAUUACUUAUAAUUAUUUACUCAUCAAUUAUUACUUAGUCCUGCUUACUGUACGGACGGAGCGUUAGUGGCUUUCGGUUCUGUACAUUACGGGCUUUAAUA
Messenger RNA from Laccaria bicolor S238N-H82, 1886 nucleotides. It is a transcript of the gene LbAmy1b, whose product is annotated as GH13 alpha-amylase precursor. Bases 73 to 1731 code for a protein of 552 amino acids. Gene Ontology annotation, molecular function: calcium ion binding; alpha-amylase activity. The record is from RefSeq and is a predicted model, not a curated record. Gene Ontology annotation, biological process: carbohydrate catabolic process. The transcript has 9 exons. NCBI's taxonomy places the organism in Eukaryota, Fungi, Basidiomycota, Agaricomycetes, Agaricales, Hydnangiaceae.